AUGGUAGACCUGGUCCUCCAUACAUGUCCACUAGAGGAAGGCUGUACUUCUCUGGCCUCAGCUCUGAGCUCCAACCCCUCCCAUCUGAGAGUGCUGGACCUGAGCUACAAUCAUCCAGGAGACUCAGGAGUGAAGCGGCUUUCUGCUUUACUGGAGGAUCCAAACUGCAGACUGGACACUCUCAGGGUGGACCAUGGUGGACCACAGAGACUGAGACCUGGUGUGAGGAAGUAUGUCUGUGAACUGGAACUGGACACAAACACAGCAAACAGACACCUCAAACUGUCUGACAACAACAGGAAGGUGACAGAUGUGGAGGAGGAUCAGUCAUAUCCUAAUCAUCCAGACAGAUUUGACCACUGGUCUCAGCUGCUGUGUAGAGAUGGUCUGACUGGUCGCUGUUACUGGGAGGUCGAGAGGAGAGGAGGGGUUGAGAUAUCAGUGAGUUACAGAGGAAUCAGAAGGAAAGGAGACAGUGAAGACUGUGUGUUUGGAUGUAGUGAUCAGUCCUGGAGUCUGGUCUGCUCUGAUGAACAUGGUUACUCUGUCUUGCACAAUAAGAGAAGAACAGUCCUCACGUCCUGCUUUGUCUCUAACAGAGUAGCAGUGUAUGUGGACGUUCCUGCUGGCUCUCUGUCCUUCUACACAGUCUCCUCUGACUCACUGAUCCACCUCCACACCUUCAACACCACAUUCACUCAGCCUCUCUAUCCUGGGUUUGGGGUCUGGUCUACUGGUUCCUCAGUGUCUCUGUGUCCUCUGCAGGACUGAGAGUCUCUCCUGUGGACAGAAACACUGACUGAAGACCAGCU
This is a messenger RNA of Etheostoma spectabile (orangethroat darter), 812 nucleotides long. RefSeq names its product stonustoxin subunit alpha. Lineage: Eukaryota; Metazoa; Chordata; Actinopteri; Perciformes; Percidae. The transcript is spliced from 4 exons. Gene Ontology annotation, molecular function: protein binding. Bases 1 to 771 code for a protein of 256 amino acids. The record is from RefSeq and is a predicted model, not a curated record.